AUGUCUUGGUUAUUCGGUUUUGGGAAACAAAAUUCAAAAGAUUUCGAUAUUCCUAUUGAUGCCCCUCCUCCUCCUGUUCCACCUCCCAGUUCGAAGGACAAAAAUCUUGGUGGCGAUACAGUUUCAGCUUAUCGAUUUGAUUCGGCCGCACUAGAAAGAGCUGCUAAGGCAGCCAAAGAGCUCGAAAAAUCAAAACAUGCUAAGGAGGCUUUUGAUUUGUCUCAAAAGCAUGAAGAAACAUUACAGAUGGAGUACCAGUCAAAAAUGAAGGAGUAUGAACUUGGUCUCGAGCAGAUAAAGAUACAACAGUAUAGGGCACAACAAGAAGAACGAAGAAAAACUCUGGAAGAAGAGGCAAGAAUACAAAAACAGAGAGCUGAUUAUCAAGAUAUGCUUGCGCGGAAGCGUCAGGAAGACCAAGUAGCCUUGCAGGCUAAAGCUCAGGCUGAAAGUCUUAGGAAACAAGAGGAAUCUGUACAGAAACAGGAGGCUAUGCGAAGAGCGACAAUUGAAUUUGAAUCUGAUCUGCGCCAUAAAAAUGAAAUGAAGCAAAUAGAAGCAAAGAUCAGGGGCGAAGCUGAAGUUGAACGCGAAAAUCGCGAGAUACGGCUAGAACGCGCCCGAGUAGAUGCUCGUGAGUAUCGGCAGACGGUUUUGGAAUCCAUUACUACUGCUGGUUCUGUCAUCGGCGGUGGCAUCAGCAGUUUUCUUUCGGAACCGGACAAGGUUGCCACAGUAAUUGGUUCGUUAACUUUGUUAGCUGGUGGUGUUUACGGGGCUAAAUAUGGGAUUGGAACAUUUGCCAGAGUUGUAGAGUCUCGGAUAGGUAAACCUGCGCUUGUUCGUGAAACAUCUCGAAUUAAUGCUGUGGACAGCUUCCGGCAUCCUGUUAAGACAGUUAAGACGAUUUUCCAGCGUCCUACAGAUCCACUAGAUGGGAUAAUUUUGCGACCUGAAUUGGAAGCAUCUUUAAGAAAAAUUGCCAUAGCAACGCGACACACUAAAGCGAAUAGUGGCUUUUAUCGAAACGUUCUGAUGGCAGGUCCGCCUGGUACUGGGAAGACAAUGUUUGCCAAGAGUUUAGCAAUGCAUUCUGGCAUGGACUAUGCUAUUUUGACUGGUGGAGAUAUCGCACCUAUGGGGAAUGAAGGAGUAACUGCAGUCCAUAAGGUUUUCGAUUGGGCCAAAACUAGUCGGAAAGGAGUUCUACUAUUUGUGGAUGAAGCGGAUGCAUUUCUUCGAAAAAGAGAACAAGAACGAAUAAGUGAAGGUAUUCGAGCAACUUUGAAUGCUUUCUUGUACAGAACUGGCGAACAAUCAAAGAAGUUUAUGUUAGUUCUAGCAAGUAAUCAACCAGAACAGUUUGACUGGGCAAUUAAUGAUCGUAUGGAUGAAAUUGUUCAGUUCACAUUGCCUGGUUUAGAAGAACGUGAACGACUUGUCCGACACUACUUUGAUCUUUUCCUUCUUCAGCCUUCACUAACCAAGAGUCAUCGUAUUCGUCUAGCUGAAGACAUAAACUACACUGUAAAAUGUGCAGAUGUCGCAAAGAGGACUGAAGGUCUUUCUGGACGUGAAAUUUCCAAGAUUGCAGUUGGUUGGCAGACGGCUGCUUACUCUAGUGAAGAUGGUGUUUUAACAGAAAGUAUGAUGGAUGCUGUUGUUGACAGUGCAGUAGCAGCUAAUCGUCAAAAGCAGGAAUGGAGACAUCAUAAACUUCCUGACAGUAUGGAAGCUAUUCCGACAUAA
Molecule: messenger RNA, 1749 nt
Organism: Trichobilharzia szidati
Lineage: Eukaryota; Metazoa; Platyhelminthes; Trematoda; Strigeidida; Schistosomatidae
Source: the annotation of a GenBank genome assembly